Messenger RNA from Sinocyclocheilus anshuiensis, 6121 nucleotides. RefSeq names its product pleckstrin homology domain-containing family A member 6-like. The coding region runs from base 5 to 3856 and encodes 1283 amino acids. NCBI's taxonomy places the organism in Eukaryota, Metazoa, Chordata, Actinopteri, Cypriniformes, Cyprinidae. The record is from RefSeq and is a predicted model, not a curated record. The transcript has 27 exons.
GGACAUGUACACUCCUCAGGGAGGGAAGCUAGCACACAGUGUGGGAGAGGAUGCUAAACAAGAGUCAUCCUUGCUGUUUCACAGCCCAGAGCGGAAGGAAAGAGAGAGAGAGGGGAACAGCAAGUCAGUGCUAUGUAUAGCACUGGAACCACUGGAGCUUCAUCCCAUUGGGCUCAACCACAGCCAAACAGCCUCCCAUUAUGCCACCCCCCUUCAGACCACACCACCACGCUUCAGGAGCACAGUAACCAGGAGAAGAGAGGGAGGCAGUGAAGGAAGCGCAUUGCGAGGACUUAACAGAGACGAUUCUCAGCCACAAAAACUCCCAGCAAGUCAAAAUGACCCUAACGGAACAGCUGGAUACCAGCAAGUGAUCCAGACACACCUUGAAGAGAACGGACCUUUGAAACCCUUGCUGAGAUCUGAUUCGGAAAUGAACGGCAAGGCGGGUGGCAGGGGGCCCGUGAACAAAGUCAGUGAAGCAAACAGCAAUGCCAACAAUCUCAGCAUUGUUUCUGAGAUGCCCCCAGACUCCCAGAACUGCACACGGGGCAUGCGCACACCCACACCCAAGCGAGCCGCCAUGUUUGGGAAGCGCUCCAACUCCAUGCGACGCAACCCCAAUGCUGAGGUAGCCCGGCAGGGUUGGCUUCACAAGCAGGCAAGCAGUGGUAUGAAACAGUGGAACAAGCGCUGGUUCGUGCUGACAGAUCGAUGUCUUUUCUACUAUAAAGACGAGAAGGAAGAAGUAGUGUUGGGCAGCCUUCCUCUUCUCAGCUUCAAGAUUGGAGCACUCCAGGCAUCGGAUAACAUCAGCCGCAAGUUUGCGUUGAAGGUGUGGUGCGAAAGCAACGAAGAGGAGGAGGAGGAGGAAGAGGAAAGUGAGGAUUUAAAGGGUAGUAUUGCGUUCUGUUUGCAGGUUGAGCACACAGGAACUCGUACAUACUACUUCAGUGCAGACAGCCAGAAAGAGCAGGAGGAGUGGAUCCAAGCCAUGAGUGAGGCUGCCAGGGUCCACAUCCCAGCUACAUCCAGAAAUAAAUCUGAUCCCAUCCCUGCAGCAGAUGAAAACGACAUGGUAGCCAAACGUCUUGAGCCCAGCUCUCAUGCAGAGAACGGCCAGAGGCCAGAUGUCCACGAGCCUGUCAAACACGAGCUUAACGGUGUAGAAACCAGAGACACCACGCCCAGCACCCCAGUGACCCCAGUUACCCCUAAUAUAGGGGGCAAGAUGGGGGAGAAAGGAGUCCUGGCACCCCAUCACCCCAACGGCUGGGGUAGCUAUGGUCCUCCCAACGGUUCAAGAUACCAGUCCCAAGAGAAUGUGAGGGACAUGCGCGAGCCGCAUGAGGAGAAUGUGGUGAUGCGGAGAGGCUUUGUGCCCAGGACGGCACCGGAGAGACUCGCCCAGAGGAAGACCUCCAUGACGCAGCUGCAGCAGUGGGUCAACCAGCGGCGGGCCAUGGUGCCUCAAGACGACGGCCGCAGUCCAUCCAGGUACUACACAGUAAACCGAGCUAUGUCAGCAGACUAUUACGGUGUGUAUAACGGCCCUCCAUAUGUAGAUGACUAUCCCCUCUACCCACCUGGUGUGCGACCUGAGAGCAUCUGCUCCAUGUCGGCUGCAUACAACCGACCGCCUCCUCGCUGGACCAUGGAAGAGAGAAGGCGGUCAUUGCGAGAUGGACCCUUAUAUGGUCAACCUCGAGACCCUCAGUGGAUGAUGGGACCCCAGGGUCCUGCCUAUUACCCCCAGUUGGACUCAGCGCAGAACUCUAUGAGACGGCUUUCUAUACAGCCCCGCUCGCGGUCGGCCCCUCGUUCACCCUCCUCUUCAUCGGGAGGACCCUACUCUCCACACAGCUUCGCCUCACCUGCCCGAUCGCCCAGUGUCAGGUUUGAUCGGGGACCUGGCCGACUCAGAGAGGAGGGAAUAUAUGCGGACCCCUCAGUCUACGGGCUCCGCAGGUCACUGAGCUCACCUAAGUAUGAUUUCCCUGGAGAUAGACGCUCCUACAGCCAAGGAAUGAACCACUACAACUACCCAGCAUCCCCUUCGCUCCAUAGUAAAAUGGAGGACAUUUUAGAUGUGCAGCUUCAGAGGAACCUGGAGUACCUAGAUCAGCAGAUGACAGAUGGUGAUCACCUAAUCGGCAUGGUAACCAGAAUGGUUGAGCGUUCCUCUCCUCGAGCAAAUCUAUUCUCACAAGUGCCUCCAUUCCAUGACGUGUACGGUGAUCUACAUCCCACACUGAAGCUUAAUGAGAUUGAGACCAGUAAACUACUGGGCCGCUUGUGUGAGCAGAAUCGACUUGUGAAAGAGCAGGAGGCUGUAGUUCAUCGUUUGCGAAUGGAAAAGGACAGUCUAGAGGGGGUGCUGGUGGCCACACAUCAGGAGAUGGAGCUGUACAGGAGCCAGCCGCUGGCCAUGGAGAAACUUCAGCUGAAGAAGGAGAGUCUACAAAACAAGCUGAUUAACAUCAGAGGAGAGCUGUCUCAGGCCUCCAGUGCCCUGACCACCACCCGUAUGGAGUUCGAAGCACUAGAGGAUGAAGUAAACAGCAUCCAUGGUGACCUGUGGGAACAGCUGAACGCUGGAGGGCAGAGUGAGCUGGUGCACAGGCACAUUCAGAAGGAGUUCUGGAGGGUUCAGGAUGUUUUGGAGGGGCUGCACAAGAACAACCCGUCUCGUGGCACGGACACGGCCAAGCACAGAGUAGCCAGUGGAGCAUCCGGCUCUUUCAGCACAAACAGUCCUGCGAGUCCCUUGAGUUCAGUGAGUCUGACGAGUCCUCUCAGCCCCUUCUCUCCUGUCCCUGGCUCUCAGGCCUCUCCCACUAAACAGCUGGCCACAGAGGAGGUUGGUCCUCCACGACCUCCACUUCCUAAAUCUUACCAUCCCCUGGAGUCCUCCCAGUCCUUUCCCCCCUCUGUUCCUCCCCUACCCUUAGACAGCAAUGCCUGGCUGCGCAGCAUGGGCCCCCAUUCAGGCAUCCAUCAGGAAGGCUACAAGGACGACGAAGAAUUCCGCAGCAGAAAGCACAACUACAACUCACAAGGAGAAAAGAUCAACGACUUUGAUGCAGAAUCCAACCAGAAUAAAGUUGGAAUUGUUCCACCCAGGACCAAGUUGCCUUCACAAGACAAGAACAAUUCUGAUGGCGUCCAACGAAGAAAUGGGAAGGUGUCCAAUGGUCACAUUUCCAGAGAGAGGCCAAAGAGUGCGGUGUUCCCCGCAGAGGUAAAGUCUAAAAUGAGUGUGGAGGAACAGAAUGAGAGGAUACGAAGAAACCAGAGCAGCUCCGUCAGAGACAAGAGGCGCAGCCUCAACCUCUCAAGCAAUCAGAACAUUGAUGGCUACAAAUCUUCUGCUAACUACAGAGUGGUGCGGAGGAGAGUAACAGCUGAUGAGGUGGAUAUUAAGGAUCUUGAGGCGGCCGUGAGGGGAGAAGGUGUGGAGUCACCCAGGCAGGAAAUUGCUCGUCUGCGACGACAGGUGGAACCGGAACACUAUGACCUGGAUCUCAACAAAGAGUUGUCCAUGCCGGAUAAAGUCCUGAUCCCUGAGCGAUACUUGGACAUUGAGCCCAGUACACCACUCAGCCCAGAAGAGCUGCGGGAGAAACAGAAGAAAGUUGAAAGAAUCAAGACACUGAUUGCCAAAUCAAACCUGCAAAAUGUGGUGCCGGUGUUGGACGGGCCAGUGGAGGGAACCAGUAACCCAGAGCAGCAGCUUCAGGAGCAGGAGAAACGCAUCGAGAUUUCUUGUGCUCUGGCUGCCGAGGCCUCCCGCCAUAGCCGGCUGCUCUCCGCUCAAGCUCUUGCAGCUGUCAAAUUUGACGAUGAACCCUUCUGAGUGUCCAGCAGACAAAAAAAAGACGGGAAAAAAAAACACUGAACACCAAGAACAUAUGUUUUGCCUCUGCCAAACAUUGUAUUUCUUUCGAUUAUUUACACAACACCAUGAAGAGAAAUAUUUCAAAAUGUUUGGAUGUUUGCAGAGGGCUGUUCACGAGCGAGGUUAUCUGCCUCCACAUCUCCUCGCAAUCCUCAUUCGAGUGUGUAACCCACGGCAGAACUACGGAAUUCAAUUUAUCAUCGCUUUUGACUUUGUUUCGGAGGAUGGCAGUUAUAUUACAAAAGCUACAAACUAGCCAGGAAGUGGACGAUGUUUACAGAUUCAUAUCUACUCUCGGUCACAUUACUGACUGGAGUACAUACAGCAGAUUCAUACUACAAAUGCUGGGUACAGCUGCUCAGGGCGGAUUCUGCAGACACAAGCACGUUUUUGACUGGAAAGAGCGUGACGGAGAUCGAGAUGCGACCAGAGGAAAAUAGCCAUGCUUGAGGAAGUUGAAAAAACCAGACCAAGGACUACAGCAAAGUUGUCAAAGCUCAGUUUAUCUGUAAGUCAUCAGAAAGAAAGAUUCGGAACCGCUGGUAUGAUAAUUAGCUGUGUUUAGAACACGAGCCUCAAUCGACCCCUGAGGAUUUACGAACGGAACUCAGUAGGAAUCUGGAACAAUCGUAGACUGUUGAUGAAUCCGUUGUUGUCUUGAUCCAAAGGAUGUUGGCAUUGGGCACUUCCCCUCCAUCAUCUUUAAGGUCAGACUCACUGUGACUCCUCCUGGCCUCCUCUUUUCCCACAAUCCUCUCCAGUUUCACAAUAGGGCUUGAGAACCCUCUUCCCGUCAAUGUUGCAGUCUCUCAAACCAUUGUCAGGCCUUUAAGUACCGUGUGUAUCUAUAAAGAAAGCAUAUAUAUUGAUAUGACUAUUACUCUAAUCUUUGCAUCAAAGCCAUGUGGACUCAUCAUAGUGCUUUUACUGCUAGGACAGUAUCAAAUAUUGGUACCUAAAUACUUCUGAGCGUGUGUGGUAGAUUAAUAAGAAGAGAAAGCCGAACCAUUGGAAGUGUCCUUAGAGUUGUAAGUCUGCUUGUUGAAACAAUGCGUGUUCAUGCGAGGCCAGCAACUUGCAUUACAGCCUGUAUAUACUGAUGGUAAAUUAUGUAACCUGUUGCCCCAACAGAAUAUCAAAGCCCUUAUUUGUGGAUCGUUGUGCCAUUUGGAGAUUCAUUUGGCUGUUUCUUUUCUACUGUGGCACGGUUUUUGUGUAAAUAUAGAUUGACAUGGAAUUAAAUGGAACAAUAUUUUGGAUUAUUUUUCUAUCACUGGUAAUUACCUCUGUAAUCAAGCAGCUUGAUUAUAAUGUAUCGUAAAGUAAAGAACAAUUUGCCAAACCAUAUAAAUCUCCUGUUUUGUACUUUGAGGUGAUUUUUCCCCUAAACCUCUAAAAUGCCAUGCAAGUUGUUAGCCCAUACUGUGCUUUCUGCUUGUCUUUUUUUAACGUGAAAUUAGUCUAACUCUUGACUAAACACUGGCCUCAGCUUGUGUAUGAUCUGUUUUGUUAGAAUUUGUUUGACGGAACUCUCAUUUAUUUCUUCUGUCAAGAAAAGUCACGGAAAUAAUGUUGUACCCCUGAAUCAAGCUACAACACAGUAUGAGAUCUGGAAAAAUGAAUAACGCUCCACAGAAGCAGAUUAGCCAUCAUCACUUUUAAGCAAAAACAGCCCUGAAGGGAAAGACAGAGAUCUAUUUUUAUCAUUUUUCAGAAAGAGGAAAACAAUAUCAAUGCAUUGCAUAUUUUUCUAUGUAUAAAAUGAGGUUUGAUUGGUUACAUUUGUAAAAUGAUUAAAGAGAGUUUUGAUCUGAUAUAUUAUGGAGAUACUGAUCGAGGCUGAUAUAUUUUUAAUUUAUUGACCGAAACUUUGCAGCAUUCUUUUGAAGGCCUUGUUUAAAAGUCACAUUUAGUGUUUUGUACGUAAUUGGACAAAAUGGUCAAAGUUGCAGUUGGACAGUCAAAGCAGAGAUGUCUAAUAUUUGAUAAAAAAAAAGAAACAUGUAGCAUAUAAAGUGGGAUUAACUACAGUAAGUCAAAAUAAGCACAUUGGUCUGUGUAAAUAUUUUUAAAUCAAAACACUGUAUGUCUUCAUAUUUACCGUAACUAAUGCUAUUUUAAGGGAAAAAAUGAGACUGCUUGAGCUAUGCAAAUCAAACAAAAUAAUACUUAAUGUGCUUGCUUUAGAAGUACCCUCAUGCAAUAAAGUGAAUGUAUUUAAAA